CUAUCAUUCUUUUCCGUCGAACUUCUGCAUGCAUCUUUUACGCUCGCUUUUGCCCGUCAAAUAAGCUGCAUGAGAGUUCAUUGCGGGCUAUUUUGUACCACAUACCGCCCUGCAUCCACUUUCAGCAUCACUUCCACUCUCAAUAAUAGCCACCCUCGCUUUGUCCCGCGCUUCAGCUCUGCUCACAUUGUAUCGUGUUCUUCAAGCCUAGUUACUUGAUGAUCAGCUUGCACUCGCUUUCAUUUCCCUAUUGAAGCCUUCGACUUUCCAGUCUGCAUCGCUAUAUCUAGGAAUACACUUCGACAUCAUCCAUAGCGCUCGCAGCUUCACCAAGUACCUUCACGAGCCAUCGCGAUAUCAUUACUACGCUAUAUAGUUAACACUCCGGCGAACUAGUUUCGCUCUAGCGGGCAACAUCGAAUAUCGAACAUAACACCUCGGUGUCGAGGGGCUACAUCCCGACACGAUGGCUGGGCAGCUAGGAUUCACUCCUGCCCACGCGCAGUCAUCCCUACCGUCGUUACCAGCUCAUUUGCAAUCAGACACACACCUAACGGCACAUCUAGCAAGCAGGUUUCAUGUCGGAUUGCCAACAGCUCGUCUUUCCUCCCAAGCCCUCAUAAGUCUCAAUACCUUCACUUCCUCGUCAAGAGGUCCCGAUGGUGGGAAGGAAGGGAGUGCCCUUGGGGAGGCGGAAGAUCUAGCCAAGCGCGCAUUUACUCGAUUGGGUGCGCGUGGGGAGAACCAGGCCGUCGUGUUCUUAGGAGAGAGUGGUUCUGGAAAAACCACCGUUCGCUCGCACCUGUUGUCAUCUUUCCUUGCGUAUUCAUCGACUCCUCUGUCGGCGAAGCUGUCCUACGCUGCCUUUGUCUUCGACACCCUGACGACCACAAAGUCAUUGACCACUCCAACGGCUUCAAAGGCAGGCCUGUUUUACGAAUUACAGUAUGACGCAUCCUCAGUCAAUCCUACCUUGAUCGGUGGUAAGAUCAUCGACCACAGGCUAGAACGCAGUCGGAUCGCAUCAGUGCCAACCGGUGAACGGAGUUUCCAUGUCCUUUACUACCUCCUAGCCGGGACUAGUGCCGCAGAAAAGUCUCACCUGGGGUUUGACACUUCCAUCAACAUCCAGUCCGGAGGUAAGAUCAUCUCAGGACAGAACGCUAAACGAUGGAGAUAUCUGGGACAUCCAACGCAAUUGAAAGUCGGCAUCAAUGAUGCAGAAGGCUUCCAGCAUUUCAAAACAGCCUUGAGGAAGUUGGAAUUUACACGCAGUGAUAUUGCCGAGAUCUGUCAGAUCUUGGCUACUAUUCUUCAUAUCGGCCAGCUAGAGUUUGCAACCGGACAGGCCACCGCCACUGUCGCAGAUGAGAGUGGUGGAUAUUCCCGCGAUGGCGGUGAAACUGUCACUGUUGUGAAGAAUAAGGAUGUUCUCUCCAUUAUCGCUGCCUUUCUGGGUCUGGGUGUGGAACAGCUGGAAACCAGCCUUGGUUACAGUACCAAGACUAUCGGCCGCGAGCGUGUGACUGUCAUGCUCGAUCCCAAGGGUGCACAGCAAAACGCCGACUCGCUUGCCCGUACGAUCUACUCGCUUCUUGUCACGUACGUGAUUGAGAUGGUCAACCAGAAGAUUUGCGCAGCGGAGGAUAGCGUUUCUAAUACAAUUUCGAUUGUCGAUUUUCCCGGCUUUGCCCCAGUCGCUUCCACCGGAUCUACCUUGGAUCAACUCCUCAACAAUGCUGCGAAUGAAUCGCUGUACCACUAUUGUUUGCAGACGUUCUUCGACCUGAAAGCUGAUAUGUUGGAACGUGAAGAGGUGACAGUCGCGGCAACCAGCUACUUUGAUAAUACCGAUGCUGUACGGGUGUUACUGAAGCACGGAAAUGGGCUUUUGAGCAUACUGGAUGAUCAGAUGAGACGUGGGAGAACGGAUGCCCAGUUCAUUGAAAGUCUCAAAAAGCGCUUCGAGAAGAAAUCCACUGCCAUCGUCGUCGGCAACUCGGACUCAUCCGGCAACUACCUCUCACAGGGUUCCGGUCGAACGUUUACAAUCAAACAUUAUGCCGGUGAAGUUGACUACUCUGUGGAUGGAUUAAUCGAGGAAAAUGGCGAGAUCGUGUCGGCCGAUCUGAUGAAUCUCGUGAAAUCCACCAGAAGUGAUUUUGUGAGGGAGCUCUUUGGACAGGACGCUUUGCAAACCAUCGCCCAUCCAAGGGAGAAAACGACUAUCAUGCAGGCACAAAUAAGCUCGAAACCUUUGCGAAUGCCCAGCAUGGCGAGACGUAAUCCCAGCCAGGCGCUGAAACACAGGGGUCUCGCAUCGAAUACGAGCACCGAGGAUCCGGACGAAUACGAGUCCAAAGCAGGAAGCACGAAGAAAACCAAAUCGAGAAGCGCGCUGCGCGUUGGCACUGGCCAAGGUGCGGCCGGCCAGUUCCUCGCUUCACUGGAUAUUGUCAAUAAGUCUUUGACGACUCCCAACGUGAAUAGCUAUUUCGUCUUCUGUCUGAAACCCAACGAUCGACGUAUUGCCAACCAAUUCGAUAGCAAAUGCGUACGCUCGCAGGUACAGACUCUGGGCAUAGCCGAGAUUAGCCAAAGGCUACGCAAUGCCGAUUUCAGCGUCUUCCUCCCGUUUGCUGAGUUCCUGGGGCUGGCUGAAAUUGGGAACAUCGUCGUUGGUAGCGACAAAGAAAAAUCCGAAGUCUUUUUGGACGAAAAGCGGUGGCCUGGCAACGAAGCAAGAGUUGGGAGCACCGGAGUCUUUUUGAGUGAACGAUGCUGGGCUGAGCUGGCGAAAGUUGGCGAUCGGGUUAUCCCAGUUUAUUCUUCAAGGGAGGCAGGUGAUAGUACGGAUGGUCUGCUUCGUCCACAGGGUAUGGCGUACAAUGAUUCCAAAGUCCGGCUUAUCAACUCGGGAGAGCAGUCUCCUUACGGCUAUGGUGACGACACGAAGGGAUACUUUGGCAGUCGCGAGAUGGACGCGCGAUCCGAUGCCGGGGCGUCUGCGUUCAACUCUGGCGACAUGUUCCGAAAUUUUGAGACACGGGAACAGAUGCUGGAAAAGGGUAACGAGAAGAAAAUGGAGGAAGUGGAAGAGAUCCCUGUUUCAGGCAGCCGCAAGCGCUGGCUCGCAAUCGUCUGGAUGCUGACGUUCUACAUUCCCAAUUUUCUUAUUCGGACCGUUGGCCGCAUGAAGAGGAAGGACGUUCAGAUUGCCUGGCGCGAAAAAUUUGCGAUCAACCUGCUCAUCUGGUUGUCCUGUGGUAUUGCGGUUUUCAUAGUGUGUGGCUUCCCUCCCUUGAUUUGUCCUACGCAACACGUAUACUCGGCGGCAGAACUUACGUCACACAACGGGAAGGAUGGCCAUAACUCUUACGUUUCCAUCAGAGGCGUUGUUUUUAAUCUUGGUGAAUUUAUGCCCAACCAUUAUCCGAAGAUCGUACCGCAAUCAGCGUUGAAGAAAUACGCAGGUCUUGACGCUACGGAUCUCUUUCCGGUCCAGGUAUCAGCUUUAUGUCCCGGUAAAAAUGGGCAUGUUGAUCCAAGCGUGCUCUUGGAUUACAAGCCUACCAACGUCUCCGGAUCGGCCACGAAGAUUAGCAGUACGGAUCCCAAUUCGGUGUACCAUGACUUCAGAUACUUCACCAAUGAUUCACGUCCAGAUUGGUUCUACGAGCAGAUGGUGUAUCUCAAAGGCAAUUACAUGAAAGGCUAUAUCGGUUACGCCCCUGACUACUUGAACACGCUGGCGGACAAGUCACAGAAUAUCGCCAACAUUAACGGCAAGAUCUACGAUCUUACCAACUACAUCGCUGGAGGACGCCUAACCAAGGCGCCACCGGGAAAGAAAGUCCCUUCCAAUGUCGAUGUUGAUUUCAUGGACGAUAGGGUCGUCGAUCUUUUCCAACAGCGCCCUGGGCAAGAUAUAACAAAAUAUUGGGAUAGACUUCCAAUCGACGCGGAGCUGCGCCAGCGCAUGCAACUAUGUCUAGACAAUCUGUUCUUUGUUGGUCAUCUCGACACCCGAAACUCAGCACGAUGCCUGUUUGCUCGCUACUUUAUUCUCGCAAUAUCUAUUUUUGUAUGUUCCGUCAUCCUCUUCAAGUUCUUUGCUGCUCUUCAGUUCGGCAGGAAGAACAUCCCUGAGGACCUUGAUAAAUUUAUUAUAUGUCAAGUUCCCGCCUACACGGAGGAUGAGGAAUCCAUUCGCCGUGCAAUCGACUCAAUGGCUCGAAUGAAGUAUGAUGACAAACGCAAGCUACUGGUAGUGAUCUGUGAUGGUAUGAUCAUUGGCCAAGGCAAUGACCGUCCUACGCCGAGAAUUGUUCUAGAUAUCUUGGGUGUUCCAGAGACCAUUGAUCCCGAGCCCCUCAGCUUCGAGAGUUUGGGAGAAGGCAUGAAACAACACAAUAUGGGAAAGGUCUACUCUGGUCUGUAUGAAGUACAGGGCCAUAUCGUUCCUUUCCUGGUCAUUGUCAAAGUGGGGAAGCCAUCAGAGGUAUCACGCCCUGGUAACCGAGGAAAACGUGAUUCCCAGAUGGUCGUUAUGCGCUUCUUGAACCGGGUCCAUUACAACCUCCCUAUGGCUCCUAUGGAACUUGAGAUGUAUCAUCAGAUACGGAACGUCAUUGGUGUCAACCCUGCAUUCUAUGAGUAUAUCUUGCAGGUUGAUGCCGAUACCAUUGUCGCCCAGGACUCCGCAACUCGAUUUGUUGGAGCAAUGCUUUCUGAUGUUCGCGUGAUUGGAGUCUGUGGAGAGACUUCUUUGGGUAAUGCUAAGCAGUCUGCAGUGACAAUGAUGCAGGUGUAUGAGUAUUUCAUAUCCCAUAACCUCAUCAAGGCGUUUGAGAGUCUUUUCGGGUCCGUUACCUGUUUACCAGGGUGUUUCACUAUGUAUCGUAUCCGCUCGGCCGAUACUGGAAAACCACUGUUCGUCAGCAAAGAAAUCAUCGACAGCUACUCGGAAAUCAGAGUUGACACCCUUCACAUGAAGAAUCUGCUGCACCUUGGAGAGGAUCGUUAUCUGACAACACUUCUUCUGAAAUAUCACCCAAGAUUCAAGACCAAAUUUGUCUUCAAUGCCCAUGCUUGGACUAUUGCCCCUGACAGUUUCGCAGUUUUCUUAUCACAACGCCGUCGAUGGAUCAACUCUACCGUCCACAAUCUCAUUGAACUGGUCCCGCUUCAGCAAUUGUGUGGUUUCUGCUGCUUUAGCAUGAGAUUUAUUGUCAUCCUCGACCUCUUAAGUACAGUCAUCCAGCCUGUCACACUUGCCUACAUCAUAUAUCUCAUCGUUUGGCUUUCCAUUGAUACGGACGUGAUUCCGUGGACAUCCUUCGUCAUUCUUGGAGCAGUCUACGGUCUGCAGGCAAUUGUCUUCAUCCUUCGUCGUAAGUGGGACAUGAUAGGUUGGAUGAUCGUUUACAUUCUUGCCCUUCCUGUAUAUUCGCUUGCACUUCCCCUAUACUCUUUUUGGCACAUGGAUGAUUUCUCUUGGGGUAACACUCGUGUUAUCACGGGAGAACAAGGUCAAAAGCUCGUCAUAACAGACGAAGGCAAGUUUGACCCUGCCUCUAUUCCGAAGAAGAGGUGGGAAGAAUACCAAGCGGAACUGUGGGAGGCUCAAACACAGCGCGAUGACCGGUCAGAAUUCUCUGGGUACUCGUAUGCUACCAAGUCAUACCAUGCAGCACAGUCAGAGUAUGGAUACCCUGGCUCUCGACCGAUGUCUCAUCUUGACAUGCCUCACUAUGGGUCACGCAUGUCCUUCGCACCAUCGGAGAUGUUGGGCCGGAAUGCAGACAUGGAAAUGUCAGAUCUCUCGAACUUGCCGGGCGAAGAUGCCAUUCUCGCUGAGAUACGCGUUAUUCUCAGCACGGCAGAUUUGAUGACCGUUACGAAGAAGAGCGUCAAGCAGGAGCUGGAGAGGCGCUUCGGUGUCAACUUGGAUGCUAGGAAGGCGUAUAUCAAUUCAGCUACCGAAGCCGUUCUGGCUGGUCUUCUUUGACUUAGUAUUUAGUAAUGCAUACAUGGGAGCGGGGUUUUCUCUUUUUUUAUUUUAUUUUUCCAUCUAUUAUUUUUUGUUUCUUCUUACUGGGAUUGGAAUAUAGUGGUUUAUAAUUCUCCUUGGUACCUACUACUUACCUACUCUCUCUCGGCUAUUCGUUUCAUGGCCUUGUCAAAAAUUGCUAUAUAGUGGGGGCUUUUUUGGUUGGUUGAUAUGUUCAUUGUUCUAUUAAUUGCAUUCGAUGCUUAUCUGGCAUAUUGAGGCACGUCUGGUUGGGUCUAGUUCUCAGAAAGUCUCCAGGGAAUUGUCAAGGUUCCUUUUUUUGUGAAAUGACCAACGUUCGCCAUUUGUCUGCAUCUAUCUAUCUAUCUUGCGUCUAUGUUGGUUGAAGUCCAUACAUAAUUGGGGUAAUUGUGAUGGGAGUGACCAGUUUCAUUUAUCGUUUGCAAUUUGAUUGAGAUUGAGAUUGGCUGGCUGCCAUAAGUUAUGGAAAUUCAUGAAAUGCUUCAUGUAGGAUAGAUAGGAUAGCAUCAACCACUUUCAUACGUAAAAUUAGACAGAAAAUGUAACCAAUGGAAUAUGAACCUUCUCUACUCCUUUUUAAAAACAAGAUAUUUCAAAGAAAUUCUCAUUCCAAUUCCUGUUCCAUCUACUAUAACUCACGACUUCGCGCACCCGGGAUAUCAGUGUUCGUAUGGUAUAUAGAAAAGAAAAAAAAAAAAAAAAAACAACAAAACAAAGACCAUGAUCCAAAUUCCAAAAUGAUAAAAAAAAAAAGGGGGGGAAGAGGAUGACAGUAAGAAAAGGAACAGAACAGAGAAGAAAAUGGUAUUAAAAAAACCCAAGACGUGCGUACUAUCCCAUCCAGAUUGGAUAGAUGGGGGGACGAAAAAGGUUGGAACAGAAGUAGCACAAACAGCAGCAGCAGAACACAGUAUGCGCCGUCAUUUCCCAUCACAUUAUCUCCAUCAUUCUCUCAUCUGACCUGAUCUGGUAUCAUGUCGGAUAUGAGGAUGUUCUUCGAAGAGUCAAUCAAGCAAGCAAGCAGACAUACAAACAGAGGGGUAAAGCAAAAAGAGUCACAAAUCUGUCUGCCCCGAAGCCCUUGCAUGCCCCUCGCACCACAAGGAGGAAAACGAGGACAUCUGGUCUCACCAGGAGGAAGAGAGAAAAAUCAAAUUGCUGUGGAUAAUACAAACGUUCGAUAGAAAUUUGUCAAAUCGUUUGUUUUUGCCUUCUCUGCAGGCAGACAGACCAUAUUCUGCAUUCUGCAUAGAUACCGAUAUUUCGCCGCUUUGUUCCAGUAACCACUUCCCCGUUUCUCUUACUGCCCUCUUUUUCUUUUUCUUUUUUUCUUUUUCUUUUUCUUUUUUUCUUUUUCUUUUUCUUUUUUUCUUUUUCUUUUUCUUUUUUUUU
Molecule: messenger RNA, 7426 nt
Organism: Monascus purpureus
Lineage: Eukaryota; Fungi; Ascomycota; Eurotiomycetes; Eurotiales; Aspergillaceae
Source: the annotation of a GenBank genome assembly